This is a messenger RNA of Oryzias melastigma (Indian medaka), 1870 nucleotides long. It is a transcript of the gene prune2, whose product is annotated as prune homolog 2 with BCH domain. Gene Ontology annotation, biological process: apoptotic process. NCBI's taxonomy places the organism in Eukaryota, Metazoa, Chordata, Actinopteri, Beloniformes, Adrianichthyidae. The coding region runs from base 181 to 1158 and encodes 325 amino acids. Gene Ontology annotation, cellular component: cytoplasm. The record is from RefSeq and is a predicted model, not a curated record. The transcript is spliced from 11 exons.
GUGACUGCCCUUAUUUGGUAUCAACCCAGGUCAUGUGACCACAAAAUGGUGGAAGCUGUGAGCUGUUUGUAAGCUCAGCAUCUCCAUCGAGCGUCUGGAAGCAGGAAACGGGCAGCACAUCCAUGCUCUGAGACGCGGGAGGACAGAACUUCCUGAGCCCCGACCGCGGUCCUCCAGGGGAUGGACCUGGAUUCAGAGACUAUAAUGAACUCAGAGGAUGGGGACAACAGACCAGUGCCUCCUUCAUCUUUAUCCCUUCAAGGAGCUUCCAGUCAGAGGAAGAAGCUCUCUGCUCCUCGAAUCAGUUUGUCUCUGGACCAAAGCGAGGAUGACUUGGGGGAGACACCAGACGAUCUGGACAUCAAUGUAGAUGACCUCGACACUCCAGAUGAGGGAGACUACCUCGACUACACAGACCACGAGCUGGACUGGGAAGAGCCCAGCGCGGCUAACAGAAGCGGGUCGAAUGAGUCCUACAACACAAUCCCGACGUACAGCGCAGAGGAAGAGCGGCAGGACGCCAGGCUAUGGAGGAGCGUCGUCAUUGGAGAGCAGGAACAUCGCAUCAACAUGAAGAUCAUUGAGCCGUACAUGAGAGUCAUCUCCCAUGGAGGCUACUAUGGCAACGGAGUGAAUGCCAUUAUAGUGUUUGCCGCCUGUUUCCUGCCCGACAGUGACCGAGAGGACUACCAUGAAAUAAUGGAAAACCUCUUCCUCUAUGUGAUCAGCACGCUGGAGCUGAUGGUGGCAGAGGACUACAUGAUUGUGUACCUGAAUGGAGCCACACCUCACAGAAGGAUGCCCGGCCUUGGCUGGCUGAAGAAGUGCUAUCAGAUGAUUGACAGAAGGCUCAGGAAGAACUUGAAAUCCUUUAUCAUUCUGCAUCCAUCAUGGUUUAUCAGGACUGUUUUAGCCAUUACAAAGCCAUUCAUCAGUGCCAAGUUCAGCAGUAAGAUUAAAUAUGUGAACAGUUUGGAUGAACUGCAGCAGCUCAUCCCCAUGGAUUGUGUCCAGAUCCCUGAAUGCAUCAUUAAAGUCGACAAGGAGCUGAAGGAAGCGGCGGAGAACUCCAAGAUGAACAGUUUUCUGCAGGGGAGCGAGCCGGCAGCAGCCAGCCGGACAGACAGACAAGAUGAAGCUGGAGCCAGCCGUUCAUAAAAGAAAAAAAACAAAAACAAAACACCCCCGGAUGGAUGGGACACCUCCACACUUGAACGUCUCGACUGUAACGAAUGGUCAAACCGAAAGUUUGGGGUUGAAUGUGAACACAUCUCACUCCUGCUGAGGAUUAUAUAGUCAGGCGAGAUGCCUGCCAGCAUCCGCAGAGCAGCAUCAUUGUUCACUUUAGGGUAGAAAAUGCAAUUACUCACCAAACAGUGCACCGCACAAAUCCAUUUGUUCAUGAGAAAGUGCAUGAGAAACAGUCAUUUCACCCCUUUACUGUUUGGUUUUAUAGAACCGUAUGUGUCAGCAGUUUAUAUACAAAGUGUUGACUUAAAUCAUCUUCCCCUUAAACUGCGACAUAAAUCUACAAAGAGGUUAUUUACAUUUAUAUCAAGAGUUAAAUGCUAGUGCAGUGUGACAGCAUUUAUGUAUUUAUUUUUUUGGCCUUGACAUGAGGGCGUGUGAGAUUUUUGUUUUUUAUUCUCUGACAAAACUCUGUUUCCGUAGGAUCACCAGGAAGAAACAUCAGAUAAUGAUGGGAUCUUAAAGCACAACAUCCGUCUGUGUGUAACCGUGCAUGUGCGUGUGUGUGUCCCUUCAUCACAUCACUGGUGGUCCUCUUAGCCAAGUGUCUUAUAUGGAUGGAGAAGCAAAAAUAGAGAUAAGGAUUAUUGUCUAAUUGUUCAAUAAAAUGAGCUAAAGCUGA